AUUAUGCUUUCCCUAACAUGACAUCAAGUAGUCCAAAAGGAAGCCUUUAAUUGUUGAGAAAGGUGACUUAACCUCCUCAUCUUUCUUCUCCUCAAGUUUUCCAUCCUCAUUCUUCCUCAAAUUCGACCUUAAAAACCGCCAUUCUUUCUAAAUCCAUCCAACACACAACCCUCACACGCGUGCAUGCGCAUGCACAUACACAUAUAUAAUAUAAAUCAUUAGCCUACAAAAGUUUCCUAUAUACGUAGAUCAUUAUCGUUAUAUACGUUGGGGCUAACACCAACAAGUAGCAAAUCUUUGGACGUGAUGGACGGACAGAUAUGCUGCAUGGUGAUGAGGGUUAACCUUGAUUGCAACUCAUGUUGUAGAAAAAUGAGGAGAAAUAUCUUAAACAUGAAAGAGAAGCACUUGAUAGAAAAGCAACAAAAUCGGGUCAGCGUGUGUGGGAGGUUUAAACCGGCAGAUGUUGCCAUCAAGUUAAGGAAAAAGAUGAACCGUCGAGUUGAAAUUCUUGAAAUUGAAGAGUUGCCGGUCCAUUAUGAAGCAGAACAAGAAGCUCCAAUUGUAAAUCACUACAAAUAUUAUUAAAACAUUAAGCUCUCAUAAUAUAAAUUAUAAGACUGUGUGUGUAACUGUGUAUAUACAUCAUGUAAAUAAUGUUUCAAGUUUUCGUCCUCAGUGUGAUUUCAUGGUUUCAAGGCUAUCUAUACAACUAAACAUCAUUAUACAUA
Messenger RNA from Helianthus annuus (common sunflower), 731 nucleotides. RefSeq lists its product as uncharacterized. Bases 307 to 588 code for a protein of 93 amino acids. Gene Ontology annotation, molecular function: metal ion binding. The transcript has 3 exons. The record is from RefSeq and is a predicted model, not a curated record. NCBI's taxonomy places the organism in Eukaryota, Viridiplantae, Streptophyta, Magnoliopsida, Asterales, Asteraceae.